AUGGAUACGGGUCAUAACUUCAAAGUCUUAGAGCAUAAAGCUGCUGGUCACGACGGCACUCUAACUGAUGGUGAUGGGUUGCUAAUCUUCAAACCGGCCUUGCCACAGGAACUGGAAUUCUAUAAAGUUGUACAGGCGAGAGACAUGAGUCGGGAUGAGCCACUGGCCAGCCAGGAUGCUCCUUUACACUCUUGGAUGCCCACGUAUCUUGGAGUCUUGGACGAAGGGGCUAAAGUUGGCAGCGGUGGCAAUGCCGGGCUUUUAGAGGUAGAUCAGCGGUUGAGUGAUUCUACAGAUGACCUCGACUUGACAUCCUCGCAGGCCAAUGGAGACAAGAAAUACCUCGUUUUAGAAAAUCUGCUAUACGGGUUCAGUAAACCUAACGUACUUGAUAUAAAAUUAGGUAAAAUAUUGUAUGAUUCGAAGGCACCAUUGGAGAAAAGGGAAAGAUUGAAAAAAGUCAGUGAAGAAACGACUUCAGGCUCUUUGUGUUUUAGGAUAUGUGGCAUGAAAAUACAGAAGAACCCUUCGGUACUGGCCCAGUUAUCGCCUGAACACUACGAAGAAGAAGCAGAAACUGAUUACGUCUUUAUAAAUAAGCUAUAUGGACGCUCGAGGACUGACCACAACGUCGCAGAUGCCAUUGCCCUGUAUUUCGACAAUCCUCACCUGUCGGAUACCAGGAAACACCAAUUGAAGAAAAUGUUUCUGAAAAGACUACAGUUAUUUUACAAUACUAUAUUGGAGGAAGAGGUUAGGAUGAUUUCAAGUAGUCUUCUGUUUAUUUAUGAAGGGGACCCAAAGCGAUGGGAUUUGUUGCAUGAUACCGAUCAGCUAAUGCGGGAUGAUUUCAUAGACAGUGACGAAGACGACGAUGAGGAGGUAGGGGAAGACAGAAAACAAAAGGAUAAAAAAUCCACUUGUCUGAGUUCGAUGUCAUUAAUAGACUUUGCACAUGCAGAAGUAACCCCAGGAAAGGGCUAUGACGAAAACGUCAUUGAAGGAGUCGAAAACUUGCUGGGUAUCUUCAUGAAGUUUUGA
Saccharomyces eubayanus is the source of this 1041-nucleotide messenger RNA. RefSeq names its product inositol polyphosphate multikinase (gene ARG82). Lineage: Eukaryota; Fungi; Ascomycota; Saccharomycetes; Saccharomycetales; Saccharomycetaceae. Gene Ontology annotation, cellular component: cytoplasm; nucleus. The transcript has a single exon. The record is from RefSeq and is a predicted model, not a curated record. Gene Ontology annotation, biological process: inositol phosphate biosynthetic process; phosphatidylinositol phosphate biosynthetic process. The coding region runs from base 1 to 1041 and encodes 346 amino acids. Gene Ontology annotation, molecular function: inositol hexakisphosphate kinase activity; inositol-1,4,5,6-tetrakisphosphate 3-kinase activity.